CAACCAAGGAAGUCAUUGAUGGCGCGACACUACUAGACAAAUUAGAGGUAUUUUUACUGGAAGGAGACAGGGAAGGGGCAUGCCAAUUCGCUAUGGAGAACGAUAUGUGGGCACAUGCCUUGAUGAUCAGUCAAAGUGUAAACGCAGGAGACCUUUACAAACGUACAGCCUCUCAAUUUAUCAACCGAACACUGUUCUCUUCAUCCGUUCAACUGACCUCUCAGGUUACAGACGACAAAAAAUCGUUACGUAUACUUUAUUCUUUAUUUGGCGGUGCUGGUGCAGAUACGGGUAAGACAAGUCUUAUGAUUUUUAUUUCAUUAACCAUUGCUUUAUAGUGAAUGAAUUGGUGAGAAAUAAUGUAGAUGAGCAGCCUCACUUCUCAAAGGAAUCCUUGAAUGACUGGAAAUUCGCAUUAC
This is a messenger RNA of Rhizopus microsporus ATCC 52813, 419 nucleotides long. RefSeq lists its product as uncharacterized. NCBI's taxonomy places the organism in Eukaryota, Fungi, Mucoromycota, Mucoromycetes, Mucorales, Rhizopodaceae. The coding region runs from base 93 to 338 and encodes 81 amino acids. The transcript has a single exon. The record is from RefSeq and is a predicted model, not a curated record.